This is a messenger RNA of Symbiodinium natans, 1029 nucleotides long. NCBI's taxonomy places the organism in Eukaryota, Dinophyceae, Suessiales, Symbiodiniaceae. The record is from the annotation of a GenBank genome assembly.
AUGCUAUUCUGGGCCGGGCCAGAUUUUCAGGAGCGUGGUGUCAGCGCAAGUUUCACCGAGUCGAUGGUGAAGAAGCACAUCAACAUCUUCCUGGUGCAAUCGUGGACAAAGAUUUUCUCGUGCACUGGGUUGAGGAUAGGCACAGUGCUGUGCCCGACGGCGGAGAAGCAGGAAAUGCUCCAGGGAAUGCAGGUGCCAUGGUCUGUCACCGUCUUCGCCCGCGCGUAUUUAAAGGCCGCCCUCAAGGACCGCACGUACCUGGAGCACACCUGGAGCGCAACACCUGCCUGGCGUGAACACAUGAUCACCCGUCUACAGAGACUGCAUCCUUCCUGGCAGUUCAGUGGCAAGCCAUGGCUUUCAUGGAUCUGGAUCGACACGGGCAGCCCGGACAUCGCCCGGGAUGUCUACCGAACAGCUCUGAAAUGCGGCUGUCCCAUCCGCCUCGCUGCAUCUGGAUAUGACAGGCCAAGCGUCGUCCGACUGGCAGUUCGCCGGCCCUACGACUUCUCUGUGCUCUAUCAGGCCCUUCUGCGACGAGACUGUACAAGUAAAAGCUUCACUCGGGCCACGUUCGGCACCUCGGCGGAUGUGAAUCCGGCCGUGGUCGAAGGCGUCCGGCUCGUGCACAUUGACGAUUUGAAGCCUCAUGAAGAGGUCUUGACAGAUCGGGCCACGAAGCUGCAGGACUACGUGCGGGAUCUUCCUGUGAAGAUCCUUCCGGCCAUCAUCGUGGAUUCGCAAUACGAUGUGGUGAUCGACGGGCACCACCGGCUGGAGCUUUUCAAAGCAGCAGGCAUGACGGUUGUGCCGGCGGUGUCAGUGAACUACGAACAUCCAGAUGUCCUGGUAAAUCCUCCAGGCAUUCGUCCGGGCCUCGAGGACGUCGGUUCAGGGUUUAGGGCUUGCACGGCAGGAUUGAAGGAUACUUUCGGGUGUAUUACCAUUUCUUGCGAUUUCGUGCGCGAAUUUGGGAUCCAAGCACCAGAGAGCAUGUAUACAUAUACGUCUACGUAUCUACGCGCUUAG